AUGCGUGUGUGCUGCAGUCACCUGGUCUUGGCUGCCAUCUUGUGGGCGAUGCCGUGCACCAGAGCAGCUGUGGCUCUGACCAACACCACAGAGCUCUCUCCCCUCACUGUGGCUCAUUUUGGGAUUGAACUGAGCUGGAGAAACAGGAGCAGCAGCGAUGUGCCUCACAGCCGGAGGAAGCGCUACAUUUCCUCCAAGGAUAUGAUGGCUUUGCUGGAAUACCACAACCGUGUGCGAUCUCAGGUCUUCCCACCUGCAGCAAACAUGGAGUAUAUGGUGUGGGAUGAGAGGCUUGCUAAAUCAGCAGAGUCCUGGGCCUCACAGUGCAUAUGGGAUCACGGGCCACCACAUGUCAUGAGGUACACAGGCCAGAACCUGUCCAUCACCACUGGAAGGUAUAGAUCAGUCAUUGAGCUGGUGAAAUCAUGGCAUGAUGAGAAGUAUUCAUUCUCCUACCCCAACAGAUGCACUGGCUCUGUUUGCACCCACUACACACAGAUGGUGUGGGCCAGCACCAGUAGGAUUGGGUGUGCCAUCAACAGGUGUUCAAAUAUGUAUGUCUUUGGUGCUACAUGGAAACAGGCCACCUUACUGGUCUGCAACUACUCCAUCAAAGGUAACUGGGUGGGAGAAGCUCCAUACAAGACAGGAAAGCCUUGUUCAGCUUGUCCUUCUAUUUAUCGUGGAUCAUGUAACAAGAAUCAGUGCUCCACAUCAAAACCCAGAAAAAAGCUCAAGAGGUUUUAGUCACACUGAUUGAAGUGAAUGAUUUGUGACUGACAAAAGAACUUGGAAGCACAUUUUUUGUGUCGCACCACUAUUAAAUCAGUUGAUUUCUUUUGUAAAAUAUUGCAUUUUUACACGUUUUAUACUGCAGUUGAACUAACAAAUCGUCACACACAGACCCGCUGAUUUAACUGUUGUAGUCAUCCCAAGAGUCAGUCCUGUGACUCUGUUGUUGUCUCUUGUCCUGUCCCUGGACUGUUUGCACUGUUUUGUAUGUUUGCAUUACUGUAAGAGUGGCAUUGCCGUUAGGUUCACGUUGAGAGUUAAGCACUUUUAUGGUUUGUGUACACCCAAUAAAUUUUCUAACCUUA
This is a messenger RNA of Pangasianodon hypophthalmus (striped catfish), 1097 nucleotides long. It is a transcript of the gene r3hdml, whose product is annotated as R3H domain containing-like. The transcript has 5 exons. NCBI's taxonomy places the organism in Eukaryota, Metazoa, Chordata, Actinopteri, Siluriformes, Pangasiidae. The record is from RefSeq and is a predicted model, not a curated record. The coding region runs from base 1 to 747 and encodes 248 amino acids.